Molecule: messenger RNA, 1728 nt
Organism: Filobasidium floriforme
Lineage: Eukaryota; Fungi; Basidiomycota; Tremellomycetes; Filobasidiales; Filobasidiaceae
Product: Scd6-like Sm domain-containing protein
Exons: 4
Coding region: 171-1427 (418 amino acids)
Biological process (GO): P-body assembly; cytoplasmic stress granule assembly
Cellular component (GO): P-body
Molecular function (GO): mRNA binding
Source: RefSeq, a predicted model, not a curated record
CAUCCCCUCAUUCCCGUUUGUCACACGUCACCUUUCCUCCUCGUCUCCACCUCUCAACAUCGUAAUGCUGUGAGGUCCCCUGUACAAGUAGAUCGUCUCUACACAUUAACGCUCGUUUCACCCCGCUUGGACCCCUCUCCCUCACUGUAUCACGACAUCGACUGCCCAUCAUGACCGAGCAAUUCAUCGGGAUGAAAAUCUCGCUCACGUCGAGGGCGCAAUUGCGGUAUCGAGGCACGGUCCAUUCGAUCGACAGCACGCAAGGCACCAUGACGUUGCAGAACGUCUCUAGCAUGGGUACCGAAGACCGACAAGCGGCCCAGUACAUCCCUCCUAUGCUCGACCGUGUCCACCCUGUCGUCGUCUUUACCGUCAAUGACAUUCUCGACCUGGCCAUCGAGCCUUCAGCACCACCCGUGGCCCAGACGCUUCCGGACGAUCCUGCGAUUCGCCAAAGCACUCAGAUGGCUGCCGCCCCUCCGCCUCCCCCACCUCAGCAACCGCAACAGCAGCAGUACUCGCAGCCACCACCUCCCGUACAACAGGCUCGACCCCCGCCACCACCUCAACAGCCUUCGUACACGUCGCCUCCUCCACCCCGAGCGAACGCCUACAACCAGCCGCCCUUGAGCACGAUGGAAAAGAUCGAGCAGACCGUGGGCGAGAUCCGAAAUCAUGCCGGACCUUCUCAACCACCUUACCAGCCUCAAGGCCAACCUCAUCCUCAUCCUCGCCAAGGUGGAUUCCAACGGGGCGGUCGGGGUCGUGGUGGAUUCCAGGGUGGACCCGGGCAAGGUCAACGGAUGGGAGGACCCGGACCCGCUCCUCCGGUCAUUCCUGCCGAAGAGUACGAUUUCGAGCAGAUGAACCGCAAGUUUGAAGAGAUGCGAACGAGGGAACAAAAGCCCGAGGUCGUUCUCAGUUCGAGCAAGAGUGGCCAGGUCGACGGUCAGGCUGGAGGUGAUGACGAUUCCGAGGACGAGUCGGACGAAGAGGUCGUCAUGGGCAAGAAGGGCGACAAGACUGCCGCUACGUCCGGCCUGAGGGGCGACGACCAAGAGCAAGUCGAGCCGGUCUACAACAAGUCCAAGUCGUUCUUUGACUCGGUCUCUUCCGACGUCUCGGCCAACAACAGGCAGGGCGGGGGUCGAGGUGGACGAGGCGGUGCUUCGGGCGGGUUCGAUGCUGGUGGCCGAGGUGGCGGCGGUGGAGGGUUCAAGUGGCAGAGGAGUCAGGAGAGGAUGACCAACUUGAACACGUUUGGCGAAGCCGGUGGGAACAACACUAGCAACCAUUAUCACAAUGGUGGUGGACGAGGACGAGGUGGAUUCCCCCGAGGACGAGGACGUGGAGGCGGCGGAGGGGGAUACCGGGGACCUGCUCCCGGCUUCAACAACAACGGGCCUCAACAACAACAACCAUUUUGAUCGACUUCAUCAUACUGCGAUCGAGUCGAGAGGGUAAUAGCGAAGCACAAGCAGUUCGAAAUGGAACCAAAUUGUAUUUACGGGUAAUCAUCAAACGGAAAAAGGGAAAAUCGUCUCGCCGGAAAAUUUACGGUCGACUUGGAAUAGAUAUUCUGUCGGGUCUUUUGGAGGUAAUAGUAGUAGCACAAACGACAAAUUUACGAAUACCCUCAUGUCAUAUAUGCAUGCAUGUCUCUACGCUUUUACACUGUGUGCCCGUGAGACGGAUGAUAGCUUUGAGAUCGAUCCAAUGCUCUGAAAA